CGAAGAUCUUCAAGCGAUCCUUUUUUUGAAUCUAUUUUGUAUGGUUUAUUUUCCUGUUCAAUGCCAAGACCGUUCUCCAGACUCUUCUUUAGACUUUUUAUAAUCACAACCAGAGUUAGUGGGUGGAGCUAUUAGUAAGGGAGGGGCUAACUGAUAAGGAGGCUAGCUGUUAACCUGAGCUGUGGUGAUAAGGUGAGAGCUGGUACAGAUAAACGGGUCAAAAACAGUGGGAACAGCACACCUCGGAGUCGUGAUGGGCACGGCAGUUCUUUUAGAUGUACUGAAUCACUAGAAUCGGGUCACUAAAAAGAUUCGUUCAAAAGAUUCAUUCACCAAACCACCGACUCAUUUAGCGCUUGGCAGGAGAAGCCUGCGACUCUGACCUCCUGAACUGAUACACAGCUGAACGGUUCAGGAUUCAGUUUCUGGGACCGGGAGACACAAGUGUUUGGCUGUGUUGCUUUGGCAAACAGGUUUGUAAAAAUGAACUUGUGUAUAAGUCAUGAUGUUUGAAGUGUACUGUCCUAUGGUAUGCUAUUUAUCAGGUCUGCUCGGUAAAUUGGGCUCAGUGAGUGAUUCGUUCACUGAACAUUUAGAAGAAUUUAAACUAAACAUACACUGUUCCCUCGCAAACCGCUGAAAUGAUAGGAUGCUGCGGGUUUAAUGCACUACUUGUUAAAUGCUGUGUCCUAUUGUAUGCAAGUUGUUGUGGUGGCAAUUUAGCAGUGAAAAAAAGGUGGUUUUGUCCAACAAAAUUGAUUCCACAGAGUGUAGUUCAAUAUGUGAUUCGUUCACAAAGUGAUUCAGGUGCUGCUGGCCUGGCAAUGCUGUUUCUCACUUCAGCUUAACUGAAAUGAGAAACAAACGAAUCACUCGAGAAAGUGAUUCGGUUCAGUACAUCCACUUAAAAGAUUCGGUUCUUUUGAACAAAUUGUUCGCGCACGACACAACACUACCUCGGUGUCCUAGGGGCAUAUGAACAUAAACAUUGCUCUGUUUGUUAAUGUUUGGUAUCUUUUAUUUAAGUGUGUUUCACAUAUACCAAACCCCCCUCUUCUUAUUAUGUAAAAGAAAAUGAAGCAGGCAUCAGGGUUUCCAGCAGGAGGCGACAUGCAGCCUGGCCCCUGAGCCAUGUCAGCUCCUUCGGUCACAAAAUCUUUCCACUCAGAGGCUCAUCCAAAAAUGAUCCAAUACAUCAUUUUUCCCACAUUAAGCAUUCUCUCUGAGACUUGAUUCUUUUUGUUUGUUUUCACAUAUACUCUGCUUUAAGAUUUUCUUUAUUUUCUGAUCCUGAAAUCCUAGAAAAAGAUCCAGAGCUGAUUAAAUGAUCAUUGAAUCACUGACACAUGAAUGUGAUGUGAUUUGAUAGUUAACUGAGAGAAGAGACUGUCAGUAGUAAAGAAAACAGAAAACACACACACAGUUAUAUAAGAAGUGGGGAGAGUGUGUCAUGCUGCAGUGGGGGAGUCACAGUGGGGGAGUUCACUGUUUAUAGGUUUCAUUCAGUUUGCAGUGACUUAACUUUACGUGAAACGGCUGUUAAUAAGAUCAGCCCUCAGUGCUGAACAGGAACUUUGAAGGUCCUAACAACAAGUCAGAGUUACAGUAAUUUGAUGAAGAACAAAAAUUCUUUCACAUGCGAGUACUCGGCCCUUUGUUUCCAACCAUCGCUUUUGUAAUGUUUAAUUGUUUCCAGCUUUUAUUUAUGUUCUCAUGUCUGAGAGUGUCCGUGAAAGCAUCCAGUGACGGUUAUAGAUGUGUUUCAAACAAAUAAACACAAUCUUGAGCAAUACAGCGUUACCAUGGUAUUUUUUUUAUAGAUUUUUGGGGGAGUAGUUGAUUCUGAUUGGCUGCUUGGUGCUCAUUAACUUCUGAUACUUAAGAUUCUCUGUUUUUUUUUAGUGAAAGGGUGUUUGUUUUUCUGGAUUGAUUGGCUGUCUUUGUACCAGUCUUAAUCUAAGUCCAUGCCUCUGAUAAUACUAGCCAGUACAAACCUGGUUAAAAUAUAAAAAGCUAAAUGCAACAAUUCUGCUGGUUACACUUGGACUUUCUCUGGGAGGACCUAUUGCAUUGCACACCAAAACUAUCAACAAACAAGUUAGCAAAAGGCUAACUGUUUGCAUGCUGAAUGGUGUUCUUCAUCUGUUGAGGUUUUGUGCGCUACCUUGCUUCCCAACAACAUAUUUACACUCUUCAACUUCCAAGUCCUGCAUACAAAAUGUGGCGCCAGUUUCAGACUGACUGAGAUGUAUACAAACAAAAGAUUAUCUGUUCUUGGCCAAACUGUCCAGGGAUGAAUUUAAGAAAUCCAUUAGGGAUUGUUGGGGAGUACCGAUGCAUGACCAUGUGUUUUAAAGCCCAGUAUCAGAACUAACCUUCAUACUAAUGUAAUAUGUUGAUUUUUCACUAUUGUGCAAAUUUUGUUACUGAUACUAACACGUGAGAAAGAUUUUUAAGAAAAGACAGAAUUUUAGAUAUUGAUUCUUGUGUUGCACCAAAGUAUUUGCAACUACUUGAAGAAAGAAUCAGAGGAAGUACACUGCUUCUCUUUACAUGGUAAUACUAUGAAAAACAUUCACAUAACCUCAUAUCCCAAUCCCUGUUCAGCUCUUUGCUUCAAGCUACUGGAUGCUAAGUGCUGUUAUUUGAUUAGAUGGCAAUACACUGUACUCACAUAUUUAACAUUUUCAGCAAUCCUCAAUUCAAAACCAACCCAGACAUAUCAGAAAAAUAACCAUUUGGCAUAAAUCAGCAGAAAAGGACAAACAAUAAUGACAUAAACCAUGAUUGAAAAUAAUUGUUUUGUCUUUAUUUUUAUUUUCAAUUGACCCUUUGACCCAUUUAUUGACAUGGAGGAGGUUUGGUUUACACCCAAUUCUAGAGCGAGUCAGUAGGGGGAGCUCUAAAUGUUCUGAAUCCACAGCCUGUGAACACCUGUUAUAUUCUGUUUAAUAUUCAGCAAACAGUUUUCCCCUUCACUAUUUGGCACCUGUUUUUGUAUACCAUUAAUCUUAAUAUCUCUGUUUGAAUCUCUACCAUUAGAACUGAGUUAAUGUGGUAAUGUGGCUUUAAAUCUAAUAUCAGGAAGCUAUCAAUAAUCAUAAUAUAGAAACCUGACUGAUAAAAACCUGCUGGCCUGACUUCACUCUGUGUUGCAUCACUCACAAACACAGCUCUCUGUGUGCUCUGCAGUAAACAGAAGCAGGCUGAUGAUUCUGAUGUUUCUGAAUGUAACAGUAACCAGAUGUGUAAUAUGUUUAUGCACAGGGGCUCUCUCAGCCCUCAGUUUGUCCUGCAGGCUCACAGAGAUUUCACAUUAAUGCUUCAUACCCUGAAAAAAUCGUCCUCAUUUUAAAACAGGAAAUCAAGAAUAAAACAGGGAGCAGUUUGCUUGGACUCUCAGACUGCUGAUGGUUUGAUGUGUAGGAGAUAUGAUUUUCACUUUGUAUUUCACACUGUAGAAAAAUUAAAUACAUCUUAAAUAUCUAAUUAUUAAUUGCAAAGGGUACCAAAUCUCUGAGUUACACUUAAUAUUAAAACACACAGUCCUUUAACAUUAAAACCAAAUUAGAUAACUUUUCACCCAUUUAAGAUACAACAUGUUAAUAACUUUUUUAGUUAUACAUAAGUUGUGAUAUUGUUUACAUCUUAAAAAAUAAUAGAUUAAUAAAUAGGAAGUCCUGGCAGUCUGUCAGUUAGAGCCAUCAAAUUCCUGAAUAUAAAGGAUGACUUCACAAAUUAUCGUUAAAGAGUCACUCAGGACAUUCUGUUAAUUGAUGAAAUCUAACAAUCUUUAAUGUCUACAUUUUAAUAAAUGCGUGUCAACCCAUCCAAGCAAUAGUCUUCCCACCAGAGAUCAUUCAGACGACACUAAGACCAGAUGUGGUGAUGUGGUCCAAGGCUGCGAAAAAGGUUUGAUGGCAAUGCGAUGUCAGUGCUUGCCAGUUUCCAGUCACUAUGUUUCCUCCUUGUACAAACCCAUGGCAACUGAAUCUGAUCUUAACAUGUUGCAAAUGUUGUGUGGCAGUUAAUCAUACUGCAAUUAUUACAAAGGAGAAAAGAGGACAGAUGUGGGAAGAGGCUGACUGUAUAGCCGAUUAGGCAGAGAAGUUGGCAGUGAUACUGGAAAUGUCUGCCACCAAGCUGACCAAUCACAUGGCUUGAGGUCCAUGUGAUUUUGAAAAGCUAAGCACACAGGCUUCUGCUAUGUGGACAACAGUCUAUGUUGUGAUGCCAGUUCAGUGCAAAAGCAGGCUUUAGUCCUCAUCUUUUGUUGGCAGAUGCCAUUGCCUCAGAUCAAGUGGAAGACUGAGCCCUAAAUGUCCAAAGGUGGUGCGGUCUUCCCUGGGUAGCUACUGUGGAAUUUAUGGGCUGGUAUCUGACCACAGCUUUGCCUUCUGGCUUUCUUGUCAGGUGGAGGCCUUGUGAAGCAAUUGGCUGCUUUGUGAGCCAGUCGGCUGAACAGAGAAGAAUGAUUCUGGAUAAACUCUGGAUUCAGGUUCAUCCACAGUCUUGGACAAAGGGCUGGGCAUGGGCAGGAAGUUUAUGUUUGUUUUCCUGGGUGGGUGACUAUAAAGGCUGGAACAGUGAGGUGCCCAGUAGGAGAGCUGGUGAGGUUGUGGUGGACAUUUUCGUGUCCUUGGUGCAGUCUGAUUUUGGCUCCUGUUUUGUGAGUUGUGUCUGACAAUGGAGUAGGGAUGGAACUCAUUUGACAGGCUUAAAGUGGCCUUGAGGAGAUAGCAGAACUCUACUCAGAACAGGCACAAACUAGAAUCUCAGGAUGUAGAUCAUGUUGGUGGGAAGAUCAUGAAGUUAGAGGAUGUCGCCAACUGUCUCUGGCUAUUUUACUGACCUGGUACACUGCCACCAACUAUCCAUCAACUGGAUAGUGGCAUGCCUGAAGAGAUGCAGGACCAGAGAUGGUGGGGCACCUUAGAACACUGGAUCCCAGAUGACAGGUGAGCCGAUUGAGGGAAGUUGAGUCUCAGGGCCAGAUUGAAAAAAAAAGACAGUUGAGAAAAAAGAAACGUGGACCAAAAUGGACAAGUCUGGUGUUUCAGGGUAGCCUUGGCUAUCACCUCGACCUCCCAAGGGAGCAAUGGCCAAGUUGGAUGAGGUAAGAAUGGAGCAUUAUCUUUCUUCUCCAUGACUUGUAACCUGCUUGAAACAAACCUGAUGACAGGAAAGGCCUCAACACACAUGUUGUUCAGUCAAUGUGUAGCUCAUGGUUGUGGACCCAUUGGUAAGCCAGGAUUGAGACGGUCUAAUAAUGACUGUCAGACAGGAAGAUGGGUGCUGGUGCAGUCUGGUGGUUACUUUCUCCAAGGAGAUGAUCAUCCAAGGUGCUUGGGCAGGACCAAACAAAGUACCUGCUUGAUUCCUUGCAGCUGGACUUAAUCCUCAUAAGUCAGGUUGACAUCAGACCAGAGUUAAUAAACAUAGUGAGGGUCGAUGUAAGAUGCCAAACCAAUCAAGGUGAUUGGAUCAGUAUUAAAAGAGACCAGCUUGCUCUUGAAACGGGAGCACAUAAUUCCAGUGCUUUUCUCUCUUCACUGGUUCCCCGUAAGGUACAGGAUCGAUUUUAAUAUCAUUUUAUUUGUUUUAAGUCUCCGAAUGGACUGUCCCCAGAAUAUCUGUCUGACCUUGUUAAAUUGUGUCCGCGUCGUGAGGUCAGAUAAUCGGGUGGUUUUAGACGAUCCUCAAUUAGAGUACAUAGUGUUACCAUCUGGGCGCUUGCAAGCCCCCCUCACCUCUAAGGUUCGGUUUACACGUUCCUUUGUCCCUACCUUCAUCAGCCUACUGAUAGAUGCUGAGGGUAGACCGAGGAGGUAGAUCUAGGUUUAGAUCUUAGCACUUUAACUUCAUGUGCAAUUCUUCCUAGCACCUUAAUUUCAUGUGCAAUUCUUCUUAGCACUUCAACUUUAUGUGCAAUCUUAGUACUUGGUACUUGGUGUUUCUUUUUUAGGAUUUCUGCUAUUUAUGUCUUGUAUUUUGUAUUGUUCUAUGUAUAAAUGUAUGUCUACGAUGUUGCACCCAAUUUGCCCCUCGGGGACACUAAAUAAAACGGAACUUUCUAAAAUCUAGGGGAGAUCGAGCAUUUUCUGUCGGGGCUCCCACUUUGUGAAAUGCUUUACCCCUGUUAGUGUGUACUGCAAAUAGCUUUUCCACUUUUAAAACACUUCUGAAGACGCACCUGCUCACUUAAGCUUUUGGGGAAGUAGAGCUACUUUUAUUGGGACUUUUAUUUAUUUGCUAUGUUUAUUUUUGUUGUUGUUUUAUGUUUUAUUGUUUGUAUUGUUUUUUUUAUUUUGUUGUUGUCUCUGGCUAUUUUACUGUGAAGCACUUUGGUAUGCCACUGGCUGUUUUUAAAUGUGCUAUAUAAAUAAAGCUGACAUUGACAUUGACAUUGACAUUGACCCCUUAACCCCCCAAAAAGUUCUUGCACUGCUGGCAAUUUGCAUUUUGACUAAGCUUCUCCCCCAAAAUCAUGGGAGCAAACUUUAAACACAUAAACACUUUGAGUCCCUAGAAUCUGGUGAUUAGUCUUAAACCUUUUUAUCACAAAUAAUGGUGCACCAUCAUGUGUCAUUAAAGGACUUAAGAUUCAUUUCAGAGUGUUGACAUGCAAACAGUUCAAAGUUACAGCGGCAGCACUGUACUUCAUCUGCUCACAUAGAUAUCAAGAAUAAAAGUAAGAAUUAACAUUACUUUCUGCAUGUACAGGCACUAAGAAUAUGAAAAGACUGUUUCUAAUCUGCUAUUAUAGAGACAGAAUGUUCACACACACGGGGUCUGAACAUGGGUCUGCACAGGCCCUGUAAGCAGCCCUGCAUCCUCAGUGUGAUCGGGCACAAGAGCAGGAGAGGGCGGAGAGGAGGAGAUGCUGACCUGUACCCACUCCUCCCAUCCCGGACACUAGUUAACUCAGCUGAAUCAAACCUCUGCAGACCUCCUCAGACUCACACAGACCUCCUCAGACCUCCCCCGCCCGGCUUACAGACAGAGAACAUGUGAGAAGACAUCAGUGGGGGCUGAAAUUGUUUGUGAAUCAGAGUGGAAAUAAUCUGAGGACGAUCAGAAAACUGCAGAGAGAGGAGCGACACAAUGAGCUGCGACUUCAUCACUGUGCACGGUAAAUACAUGCUUUAUGUUUCUGUGCACGAAGAAGAUAACUUUGCUUGGAGUAAAGUUCUUUAACUUUUAGUCUGGUUUGUUGUGUUUCGUCCAGGAAUCCUCUCGGGGUAGAGUCUAACUUUACGGAGACUGAAUCAAAGUUUUCCGUUUCAAUCUCAUGCAAAUGAUUUCGUCUUCUUUUGGGGGUUCACUGAAACCCUCCAUCACACUUUGAAGUUAGACUCCUGUAACUCUGCGGGUUGAUACCGGUCACUGAUUCGGGUCUCUUCUCUUCCCGCAGUACUUCUCCUGUGCGCACUCGUGCGGGCUCAGCAGCACCUCUUGCCCGGUUCGUGCAGCUUCGAGCUGGGCUCAUGCGGGUACACGUCGGACCCUGAGAGCGGUAGCUGGAGCAUGAAUGAAGAGGGUAGGCUACUCACUCAUCUUCACCAUCCUUCUGCAGGGGUACAUAGGGUGGGCUACCGAUGCAAAGAAGCCCAUACAAGCAGUUCACAAGCAAGUAAUGCUUGAAAACUACAACCCCAAUAUCCCUCCCAAAACAGAAAUACUAAAAUCAUCUAAAGCUUGAUAUUUUAAUGGGUUCAUGACAAUUGCUAUAUGCUCAUAUUAAAAUUAAUGCCAUGCAGCAACACAUUUAAACAAAGUAGGAAAAGGAGUAUGUUUAUCAUUAUGUUGUAUCACCCAUUCUUUUAAGUUUGGAAAGUCUAAUGUCCCAAUUUCUGUAUAUUAGGCUAUAAGACUCCCCCUCCUCUUUAGUUGAAGAUGCAGCAUAUCAAGUUUUGAUUUGUCGGACCACAGGAGAAUUUUCCAUUUCAGCCCAGUCCAUCUUAAGUCGGCUCAGGCCCAGAGAAGUUGCUGGUGUUUUGGAUCAUAUUAAUGGUUUCUUUUUUGCAGUUUUACCCGGCAUUUGCAAAAAACUCUAUUCAAAAGCAAAGGUUUAUGAGUUCGGUUUUCAGCCCAUGCAGCAAUCUCCACUUUAGAGUCAUGUCUGUUUCAAAUGCAGAGCUGAGGGCCAUAUUGGUUAUUGGUUUUAUCCCCCUUUUAUCAGAUUCUCUGGAUCUUUUAAUGAUAUUAUUUUACAUUGUGGAACAUUAGCCUGAAAUAGUUGAACUAUUUGUUCUUACAGAGCAGUGAACCUCUUACCAUCUUUCCUUCUGAUAGACUCAGCCUCUCUGCCAUUCCCCGUUUCAUAUCCAGUCAUGUUACUACCCUGUUAUAAAUUAGCCUGUUUGUAAUUUGUGAUUCAUGGCAUUUUUACAUAAUGAACAUCACGUCAGCAUCGGCUCUCACAAGGUCGUUUCUAAACAGUUGCACAUGUUUUCCAUCCUAAAUGAAAGCAUGUCAAAUCAUAAACAGUUAUUGUUCAGGGUUUUCUAUAAAUUUUGUUAUGGUGUAUAGAAAAAUGCAGUUGUGUUUCUCUGUUACGGUAGUAUUGAUUGCAAUAGUAAUUAUAUAAUUGUAGUAUUUAAUAUAUAUCUUAUAUAGCAACCACUGGCCAACCUGCUUUCUCAUUUGCCAUCGAAAAAACAGUAUGGUUGACCAUGAGCUAAGAUCUUCUGAUUCACUGUGGGUUAGGCUUUACUUUGUGGCCUGCCUAAGUUAACAAAAUGCCAAAUUUCAAACCAAUCUAUAAUCUUUGGAGUUUGAAAAUAAACCAUGCAAAAGUUCAAAACCUGAGUGUCAACCAGAGCUUGGUUGAAAAACUGGGUCAAAAUCUCAACAUCACAAACAAUUUGGUCUGGAUAGCUCAUUUCUGUAUCUAAUUUAACUGUACAGAAUAAAUAUAGAUACAAGUCACCUGUGCACAUUAUAUCAAAGAUUAAAGUUGGGUAUAAUUAGGAGUAUGGUCUUUUGUGUUGUAGCUGUUAGUUAAGUGGCUAAGCCAUGCUCUUAGCUCCAUCUCUUUACCUGUUACUGUGCAGUUCAGGAUGACUUUAGACUGACAAACAUUAGAAGUGAAGAUCUGUGUCUGUUACGUGAAGAGUUCACAGAUUAACUGAGUUUGACAGACUCUUAUUUUGAAAAGACUUUUCUACAGCUACAGAGCAGCUGCCUUCCUUCAGUUUAUACUCCUAUUUCUUAUAUAAAGAGUGUGUGUAAGUGUGUCUUUGUGUGUGUGUGUAAGUGUGCAAAGCUGCAGCUCCUGGUCAGCCCGGUUAACCGCACUCAGUCCGUCCUGCAGAUGCUCACAGGCUCCACCCCCCAGCGACAGAAAAUAGACCAACAAAGAAGAAAGAGACGACCACGGUGGUGUUUGUGUUUGGUUACCAUGGUAAUGAGGCAAUGUGGGCUCCAGCUAAGGAAGCUGCUCCCAAAAAAGAACCUGAGGGCCAGUUAGUGGUUAAACCAGGAGAGAGAAAUUUACUAACAGAGACGUCAGGGAGGAGGAGAGAGAGGAGGAGAGAAGUUUUUGUGUUAUGUUGCUCCCUUGUCUUCCUGACAUCACAUAAGUUAUCAAAUAGUUCCCUUUUAUUACCCCGAACACUGCCCCACUUCCCUCCUCUCUUCUGCCUAUACGGUGCCUGAGUGGAGUCUGAAUUCAUCGCCUUAUCGUCCACUUUUCUGAUGGACAGACAAGCAGACUGACAACUACUAUAUCAGUCUUGGUCCUUGUAUUCAGUUUGAACCUCUGGGUCGAGAAGGAGAGAGCAGCAGGAUCUAAUUUUUUGGAUGUAUUCAGACCAAUUAGAGAGUAAUUAUCAGGCUACAGUCAGUUCAAAGUGAGUUAGACCAGGUGGCAAAAAUGUGUCUUCAGUGUUAAGACUCGGCUAACCUCCUGAUGUUUCAUUUUGUUUAAACGAUACUGAAUUCAUAAAAUAAACAUUUUCAAAAUUGCUUAAUUACAGAGUGACAGCCAGACGUAACAAACACUGAAGUGACACCUGAUAGAGUCAGAUUAUGAUUAAGUUAUUUAAGUACCCUUCAUCAACUCUUUUUCUGUCAGGACCGAAGAGAAUUGUUUAUAAUUGUGUGAUUAGUUAUAUUUGGCCAUAUGGAUCUGCUCUGGGAGCUCCAUGCCCUUCCAAAGCAUGAACACCCUCCUCCUUUUCAAUUGAACACAUAGAGGCAGGGAGAGCAGCAGGGAAAAUGGGAUUAGUCAAAAACUGAUGGGCUCCAGACAACUGUGCGAGUGUGGUGUGAAUGGGUGAAGGUGACAUAUGAUGUUAAGUGCUUUGAGUGACCAUAAGACUAGAGAAAGCAUUAAAUAAACAUGGUCCACUUACCAUUUUGUCUAUAUUUACAAGUAGGACACUGUGAUUUUUCUUCUUUUCAAAAAAGAGCCCCGAGGUACAGAACAGAACAGGUAUUAGUGACAGUACAUUAAAAACACAUUUAUAAGUAGGAACUCGAAUGGAGGGAGGAGUGUGUCAGCGGGCUAAAGCAGUUUUAAUGAAAAUCGCCAUUUUUGACAUUUUCCAGUCUGAUGGGUAGAGGGUAAAUUAGCUUCACUGCAAGCUGAUAUGGGCUAGGGCAGUGGUUCCCAAAGUGGGCCAUGCGCGGCAUAAUUGCAGGGGGGGGGGGUGAGACAAGGCUGAAUAAAAAUAAUGCACAUUGUGUUGCACUGCUAACCAUGGCAAACGUCAGCGGACCCCAGGGAAAACGCAAGGGCGACAACGACACUACAUCAAGACCAAGUACCGAUCAAGACUGGACAUUGAAAAUGAACUGAGAGUGUCAGUCUCACAGCUGCACCCAAGACUGGGGAAGAUCUGUGGCACUAAACAAGCGCACUGUAGCCACUGACUUAUUUUAGGCGCUGAAAGAAUAUAUCUUUUGACAGCUUUUGAAGGAUGGUGUGUUUUUUUUAUACAUUCACAUAUUUUUCAUCAACAUGUUGAUGUGUACAGUCAGGUGUAGGGGGGCCUAAAACAAUUUUUAUCUGCCAAAUGGGGGCCCGGCAGAAAAGGUUUGGGAUAGGGCAAGGAUAAGCUGAUAAACCGUGGCCUGAGCUCAACUUUUUGUCCUGCUUGAAGGCUAUGCUCAAUGCAUUUUAACUUCAAAGUGCUUCAAGAUUAAAUGUAGUAUGACUUAUAGAUCCACUCACAGAUUGAUUUAACAGAGACGCAGCAAGAGACGCACAGAUAGGAAGUUCAGACUGUUCCAGAAGCUCAGCUGACCUCAGGUAACCUCUUGGCGGUAUGACAGAGUGUGAUUUGAAAACCAUGUCACUGGAGAGGAACCUGCUCAAAGAAUAAAGUCAGGCCGCUUUACCUCAAUCGUACUGUUACUUAGAUGAGACAUCUGGACUCUAUGCAAGAGCAGAAUCAGAGUUUUGUUCCUGCAGGAUGAUCCUCCAUCAACAUCUUGUGACCAAAUAAGGAUCACAGAGAGAGAGGUGCCUGCCCCCCAACAUACACACACACACACACAACCUCAGUCUUUCUCUUUCUCACACACAUGCACUCCGCUGAUUUAAGACUGGAAGCUUUUAAGCUCUAUAAACACACUUUAUACCCUGUAAAUGGACUGACUCUGUGGGUAAAGUAGUCUCUGAGCUGUGACUUAAAGGGAGAGAUUCAAACUGUCUCAUGUGUGCAUAUGUAUGUUCUACGGUAUUUUGUGUCCUCGUGGUGUGUGUCUUUUUCUGUAUAUAGUUGUGUUCCUGCAGCUGAACUCUCCGUGUGACUCUAGGUAAUGUCAGAGAGGAUCAGAGCAGGAAAUUAAUAAGUUAGAGUUUCCUGUUGUUCCUGAGCGUGCUCGGUGCUUUCAGUCGCUAACUUGCUCCAUAUCCUCCUGAUUGAGAUGAGUGUUUGUCCCAAGGUUUGUCCAUCAGACAUCUGAUAGCAGCUGAGGUAAAACAGAUUAUCAGCAGGUCUAUAAAGUCUUUUAAUGCUCAUUAACAGCACUUUUGUAAACUCAAACUAUCAGCCAGCCAUUAAACUGAUAUGAUUAGUUUGUUUGUUACUCAAUUUGUGAAUAAAGUUCCUUUUAGGGAUCAGUAAAGUUCUUCUUAUCUUAUCUGAGAUUAUCAGGUGGUCUGUUCACUGGAGGUCUGUAAAUUCAGUUUGGUGGGUCAUCAGAUUUUUGUAAAGCCAAAGUUUUUAGAGUUUGCAUAAAGAAAAACCAACGUAAUAUACCAGCAUAAAUUUAAGUUAUGGUCAAACACACCGUUACACCGAGUUAGACACCCCCUCUAGAGAUGAAUGUUGCCGACUGCUUGCUUCUCUAGUUACACCAACUUUAGUAACGACCGCACAAUAGCAAUACACAGCUGUCUGAGGAGCCAUAAACAAACCUCAACCAAAGCGCCACUUUAUAGCCACAAAUAAUGCUCAGAACAGCACCUAACUUCAUCAACAGUACAUGUAGGGUCUUAGCCACAGCACUAGCCACCAAACAUCUUUUUAAUUUUGCCUAAUUUCUUUAGCAAAAAGACUAAACACAACUCACCUACUCUCUUCUAGCAGCCACUUGUUUGUAGUGGAGACCUCAGGCCAGUCCAUUAUGGACAGCUGCGGGGUGACGCAGCUCAAGGAAGAACAUUUAUGAUUGGAAAUGCAAUCAGACUGAGACGCAAAGGCAGAAGAACUACCGCGUCUGCAGUGCAAAAUGAUUGAUAUGGUGAUUAUUACUUCAAAGAAAUGAUGAAGAAAUUACAGAAACUCUGUGUUACAGUGUGUUUGACCCUAAAUUAAUUUUACACCGGAAUAUCCCUUUAACUUUCCCUCUGAUCACAUUUGCGUCUCUGAACUAUGAGAUAAGGAAAAGAGCUUCAAGUGGGUCCAGCAGGUAUCUGUCUGAUAUCUAGACCAUGUUUUCCUUUGGUUUUGACUGUUUAAAGUGAAAGACACGCACACUCUGCUCUCAGCUGCAGGUGUGGGUUCAUACAGGUGAUUAAAGAGUUAAUUCCACAGGUGUUGGAGGUAAAUCUGAGGUCAGUUUGUCCGUUAAGCUUCUCCUCUUUCUCUCACCUCCCCUUUCUCAGAAUGAUCUCAUGAAAACAGUCAGGGAGUGCAGAAUCCUGAUUAGUCAGCGCAGAGAAACAAUUGUGAUGGGAAACAUGUUGAACAGUUUAGUCUGAUUCAUGGGAACUUUUUGUUUGAAUUACACACAGAGUCGCUCAUCAAAACCUCUCAAAAAGUCAGGGUUAUUUUCAAUUCUCACAAGUCUAACAGCACAACAGAUACAGACUUUAUAGACUGUAUAUAAAUUAUUGAUAAAAAUAAUACUUUUCAGUAUGGUAUCAGAUAUUCGUUUAUCUGUAUAAAACAUUAGAUUGGCAGCUUGAACCUAGUUUUAUAACCACAUAAACAUGAUAUAUCUUUAUCUUUUAGGACACCUGAUCUCUGUGGAAUCAGAAUUCCUUCAGGACUAUGACGAGGCAGUUCUGGUGAGUCCAGUUCUAGAUCACCAGGACUGGAGCUGUGUGCGUCUGGUGUAUCAGAUCACAGGGAAAGGGUCUUUCCAGAUCCAUCUCAGACCGGACUCAGACAACUUUGACUACCUGCUGUGGUCCUCCAGCACAGCCUCUGACAGCUGGCUCAUCUCCAGCCUGGACCUACGUAACUCCACUGAGCCUAUCCAGGUAUGAUUUAUAGAGACACAGACCUACAGACACGCGCUUGGAGGUAGCAUUACAGUUUUCGGAGUCAGAUAUAGUAGUUCAUGUAGUUUGAUGAUGUCCACACAAGCUUCACUUGAAAGAUCAGAUGACAUUUGUUCCAUUCCCGCUGUAACUGAAUGUAUAGACCAUUGGUUAUACAUGAGUAUAAUAAAUAUGGUAGACAUACUGGCUCCUACUCCUCUCAUUGUAAAAAAAAAAAGUGUUACUGCCUCAAAAGAGCACUGGAUCUGUAGUAUUGAAGCCAAAAUACUCACUCUAACCUGUUAUUAAAACAUCAAAGCAGGUGGAUCGUGUCCACAGCCAAAUAUUUUACUGUGUGGGAUUAAAGCAGACACUCGCAGUCUUGGAAAGUUCCAUGUGUUGGUGUAAUUCAUGUUCCCUCUCACCAUUCCUCUUGUACUCUGAUAAUCAAGUGCAUGUAGAAGCCAGAAGGAGCCUCAUUGGUUAAUUAAGCUGUCAAUCAAGGUUUUGUAGCCCUUUUAUUGCAUUAACUAACUAAUUUAAACUAAACUUCUGCACCUGGGCAUAAGAACAAACUCAAACAACAACAAAUGAUGAGAUUAAACAUUUUAAGAGAUUUUUUUUAAAUAUGCACUACAAGAAAAAAGUUACAAUUUCAAGUCAAGAGUAAAAAAUCAAUGUUGUUGGACAUUGCUUUUUUAACUGCUCAUAGUCUAAAAGACAAAAAUCAGAUUUUUUUAAUAUAAAACUUUGUGUUAAAUAAAUGAAAAUGGACAUUUUCAAACUAUAUUAAAAAAAUUUCUUAACAUUUUUACAUUUUCGCAAUGCAAAAGUGCAGUCAAGGAAUUCAUUGGUGUACUCUCUGCUAUGUGAUGUUAUUUAUAAAACUAAUAAAACUGUUGUUUAGCCACAUAACUUGAAUACUUUCAUAGAUUGGAUGAUGAAGUUUUGUUGGCUGUGAUGAAAUUUGUGUGCAAUGAACAGAGAAAACUUGUUAGAUGAUACGACUCAUUCUUCCAUUCAAAAAGCUCAAGCUGUUUGGUCUGCAUUCAAUUAGACGAUCAUGUGCACAGAUACGGCAGCCCCGCUCAGACAAACUACACACAGAACUAGAAUAUGAGCACAAUUUAAUGUCUUUGGGAUCAAUUUUGGAAAAAAUUGAGAGAAAACUUCAUCAGCUGACUUCAAAACAAAAAUAAAGAUCAAGGAAAACAUUCAUAGAGAUAUAAUGGUGUCAAAAGGACUGUUUGUCUUUCAAAUGUAGUUGAGCAAAAUAUGUUUACACUCCAAAUGAUAAAGCUUUUGUGAGGAAAUUUUGGUUCAUAUCAAUCUGAGUGCCACCAGUGGACGAAGCAGUCUUUGCUUUUCUUGUCUGCUACAUGUAGUGUACAAGCUGACUUUGGACAAAGAAAUGUAAGAUUUAUUAUGAAUGUUUUAUGUGGAAACUGUAAAAACAGGGCUGUUAUUUCAGCUGCUCAGCUCAUACCUACCACCUAUCAUCCCAGUUUCAAGCAUUUAAAAAUACAGUAUAAAAACUGCAACAUAAUGAAUUUCAGUGUAUUUUUUACAUGUCAAAACACUCCUCACAGGAACUUUAGGUCAAGUACACAUGCUCCAAAACAUAACUACAAAUGCUUUAUGUAUUUGUGUUAUCUGAUCCCCCAGUUUGUCUGCUAGCUCUCUUGAACGUCUCUUUGUUUUUCUUUCUCUCUCUCUCCUCGAUCUCUUUUAAACCGUCUGCCUCGCACAGGUAUUUGAUGUUUACAUCUCUUCAAAGUCCCUUUAGUCUUUAAUGUGUUUAUGACUGUGGCUGACCUAACCCUGUGAGUGUUCUUUAUAUAAAUAAGGAUUUUCUGGUUGAUCUAAAUUUAAAGAAGCCGAUGUUAAACACAGACUGGGGUGAUGUCAUGUGACCUCAGUGUGCUGACCUGCUUCUUUACAGAGAGGCAGAAAGCCGUUAUGCAACAUUGUGAUGAUAAAUUAGUGUUAAACCUCAGACAGACAGAGAGGGUGUGUGUAAUGGAGAGUGUGAGUCUAUUCCACAUGUUGGUUAAUGAGAGGAAACGCACACUCCUCCAGUUGCUCAGAAAAAAACACUAACAUUAACAGACUGACAGUAAAACACGGAGGAACAUCCACAGACCUCAGCCUGAGUAAAAAGCAGGCCGACUCUGUAGAAGUCCAAGAGAAAAUGUUGAUUUAUUCCCUUGGUAAACAUUUUCUCCAUGGGUUUUUGGUCUCAAUCUGUCAUUUCAAGUCUCUUCAAUACUGAAUGAUGUUCAUUUUGUAGAUUACAGUCCCAUUUAGAGUCAAACAGACGAGCGGGCAGGGUAGAUCUGCAAUUCAGAGUUAAUAGGAACAGCUUUUCAAAGGUGGUCCACCAGCUACAGCAAUAAAACACACUGAUUUACACCAGUAAUUGUACCAUCAUCAUUUCAUACAUGAAUGUAACCCAUUAAACCGACAGAGACACUUUAUUUACUACAUGUCUAAUCUAUGAUUACUUCCUAUGAGUGCCUUUACAAGUUGUGUAGCCUACUUUUCCCUCUGAUAACAACUCAAUUUGGUGUUUUCCAUGGAUCUUAACCUGCCGUAAAAAUAGCCCAGAUCUCACUGCCCCUCCACCUUCUUAAGUAGAAUGCCAAAGCCUUUGGAGGGAAAAGUACACCUCUGUUUCAUGUACAUAAAUGAAAAGUCAAGGUAGGGAGAGCAGCAGCAAAGACAUCCCAGAGGACAGAAUAGAGCAGGCACCAGUGACAACAGUUUUCAAUUUUAACUGAAAAUCAAGUAAACCAGCGUUGAUAUCCCAAGAUAAUGUGAAAAAUAGUUUAGAUUUUGAGUAAACAGCUGGAACAAACUCUUUAUCAGGACAAACAGAGUAAAAGUGAAGUGUACGGAUGGUUGUCUGCUGAAAGUAUCUGUAACUGCAAGUAUUUUCUCUCUCAGAUUUUGCUGACAGGUCGACCUGAAAGAGGAUUUGGAAACAGCGUAGCCAUCUUUGAAAUCCACAUCGUACCUGGAUACUGCAUAGGUCAGAGUCACUUGACACACACACACACAGACACGUGUCAAAGGGUCAUAUUUAAUUAUAGUAACCAUUAGAUCUAUAUCUACACAGUGUGAAAGAAAUAUGACUCUUUAACUGUACAGUAAAAAGAACCAUUGCAUGUUACAAAAUCAAUAAACCUGUAUUUUUAGUGUUAGUAUUGGGGUAAUCAGAUAAAGGGAAGAGUGUUGGGUGUCAUAUUGAUAGAGAGUAUUUAAUAGUUUUUAAAUCAGGAUUUUCCGCAUUUGCACUGAUUUAAGAGCUUCAUGCCCUUCUAUGGUUGUGAAUGAGAGAUGCCAAAGCCUGAUGCAGGUAGAGCACACUGUCCUGUUUCACUUGUACACAUGGAAGGCCAGGACAGGGAGAUCAACAGCAAAGACCCCUGGUGCACCAGUGACAAUAACACACUAGUAAAAUCAGAACCAGCACAAAAAAUAGGGGCUGAUGUGGAAGCAAAGAAGGCAAAAAGAGUGUCAAGGGUAAAGGAGUUUGAAUAGCAGAGCACACCCAUUUUGACUUUUGCCAAUUGGACGCACAGAAGGUAAUUAGCUGAUAGAACAACAAUUAUCACGAUAACCGCUUCAGGGUCACAAAAGCCUUUAUGUAAUCAUGUACAUACAGCAUGUAGCACAUUAAAUAUGAUGUGUAUUUUGCUUGUUUUUGCAGAGUGCAAUUUUGAGGAGCAUCACCUGUGUGGUUACAGCAACAGCUGGAACCCAAAUGUGAACUGGUACGUAGGAGGAAGUAUGACCAGAGAGAGAGAGGACAACCAAACCAACAACAGAGGUACACACACACACAAACACACACACUCACUCACAUACUGAAAGCACUCAGUGUCCUCUGAUGUUUAAAAACACUGGGAUAACCUGUCUCUGCGCCGGAUGAGCCUGUGAUCAGAGAGUGAACACUAACAUGUCAGUUAGUUCGUGUGUUUAGGUGCACAAACACAACAUUUAGUGUGUGUUAACUUGCACAAACACAACAUUCAGUGUGUGUUAAUGUGCACAAACACAACAUUCAGUGUGUGUUAAUGUGCACAAACACAUUAUCCAGUGUGUGUUAAUGUGCACACACUGAAUGAUGUGAAUUUCCCUCUAGGAUAAAUAAAGUAUUCUGAUUCAGAUUCUGACAAACACGUCAUUCAUUGUGUUUCCGAGUGCACAAACACAUAUUUGUGUGUGUGUGGUCAGUUGUUUAUGUCUGCAGUCACAUCUGGUUGUUUCUGUGCAGGAUGAUGAACGGGCUUCAGUCUGACUGCUGCCCAGGAGAAAACACACACACACAAACACAAACACACAUUGUUACACAAAGUCCAAAUCCAGUGUUUUUGUUGGUUUAUGUCAAAUGGUUUUUCUUCAUCCCCUAAUGUGAGGAAGGGUGCAGACUAUCACUAUGUUAUUGUACUCAUCAUUAUAAAUAAACCAUAUGAUAAAGACAAGACUGUGUGAGCAGUAAGACGACAGCUCAUCUUCUGCAGAUACAGCAGAUAAAAGUUCAAGAGUCUUUCUGUUAAUUAUAUUUUUCUAAUAUUGUUGUGUUUGUGUUGAAAUUAAAGGCACGAUUAACUUUUUUUUUAAAUAGUCACUUUAUGAUAAGAUACGUUAAAACCAGUUCAACUCAAGGUCAAGCUUAAAAUCCAAACCUCAUUCAACCACCUGACACAACGGAGAUCUUUGCAAGUCAAAGCUCUUCCUUACUGCUAACAGCUCUGUGGUCUCUGAGGCUGACAAUCAGGUCGCACAGUCAGGUCAUAUGAUUGAAGGUUCUGAAGGUUCAGGUUGUAAUUUGAAAGGGGAUACUUUGAAAGUUUGAACUGGUCUGUUCUUGCUGUCUGAGUUUAAAGAGAUGUUUACAGUGAUAAACAGUCACAGUGUGAUAUGAAGACAAAGUGAGAGAUGUCACUGAGACUGUAUGCUGAUCAGACAUGAGGUAAAAAUCAUUAAUGAUCUUAUUACUGACACCUAUUACUGACUGUUACAGGUCACUACAUGUAUGUGGACUCAGUCUACGCCAAACACUUCCAGGAGGUGGCGAAGUUUACAUCUCCCAUGACGACGGUGCCGAUGUCAGGCUGUCUGUCCUUCUUCUACCACAGAGACCAGGAGAUGGGAAACAUCUUCUCUGUCUUCACCAGAGACCAGCAGGGACACUAUGAGGAUGUGUGGAAACCUGAUGUCUACAUUACAUCUGGGUGGACUCAUGUCAGUGUGGACAUCAAGGCCCCAAGACCCCUGGAGGUCAGGAACUACAUCACAACAACCCCCAUCUUUAUUUAAAGUUACUUAAAACUACAUAUGGCAAAAUAAAACUACAAACACUCAUUCAAUUUAACAACACAGUUGGUGGAUCACAGAUCAGACUUGAAAGAUUAACGAUUUAAUACAAAACAUAGUUUAUCGUAGAUUAUGGAUUAUGAGUCACAGAUUUUCGGAUCACAAAUUAAGAUACGAGAUAACAGAUCACAGAGCAAAGACAACAAACCUGUAAUUUCAGAUAAAAAUCAAAGAUCAGAGCUCACUGUUUAAAGCUAAAGACUGAAAUUAAGGGAAGGGAGAUCACAAAUGAUAAAAUCACAGCUCAUUGAUUAGAGAUCACAGGUUAAAAAUCACAUGUUUCAGAUUUGCACAAGUCAGAUCACAGCUUUUUAAAUCAGAGGUAACAGAUUAUGGAUCACUAAUUAGAGAUUGAAGGCAUGAGGUUAGAGAAUUAUGAAGACAGAUCUCAGAUUACAGACAAAAUAUCAGGUUACAGAUUAUAAGAACUUCAAAAAGUAGAAAUCCCAAAGAUCACAAAUAAAAAUGUUCAGAUUAGAGAUCAGUGAUUAAAGGUUUUAGAUUAGACAUUUACCAACACAGAUACUAUAUUACAGAUCACAAAUGACAGAUAAUAUAUCACAUAUAUCAGAGGAUUCAGAUAAAUGAUCACAGGCCAAAAAUCAGACAUAGACUACAGAUUAAAAAUCACAGAUUAGAGAUCACUCAUUUUUAUUUACAGAUCAGAGAUUGCAUUAAACUGAUUAGAUAUCAGCAGGAAUUGGUUGGAGUGUUGAUGGUUUCAGCCUGAUUCUUCAGCCCUCAGAGAUAAUCUCGCUUUUAUCUAAGAGUAUGUGGAGUUAAAUGUGUUUUUAUGGUGAUAAAGAAAUGAAAACAGUCCAACCUGAUGAAGGAGGUAAAGUGAAUCUAGCUGGGUCCUGUAAGGGCAGCUGUGUUAACAGUCAGAGAGCCAUCACUUAUGACUAUUUUUAGAUAAACAUUACAGUAAGAUGAACCUUGUUAGAUAAAAAUAGAGCUGUUCGUUGGGAUAGUAAUAGACACAGUCAUCAGGUUGAUUAACACCGUGGAUUAAUCCGGGUGAGCACAAAAAAAAGAUCAAACACACACUGACAGAAAACAGGAUCAACACAACCCUCUGUUGCCCAGAGCAACAAUGUGAUGAAUAGAAACAACCAAAAUACAGUAAUAAUAAUAUCCUGACCCUCUGAGAGUGCUGCAGCUUGAUUUCUCAGCCGGUGCUCCUAAGUAGAGAUCAAACUUUUAAUUCGUCAAACCUGUUGGCUAUGUAGAGGUCAUGUGAUCGGAUAGAAAACAAUAAUCCACUCUGUGACUGUUCCACUUGGAUUGAUGCAGAGAUAUCCGCAGUUGUUACUCAUGCAUUAUUGAAAAGGACUUUUUUCACAUGCUAAAUUAUUUGACAUGCUUAACAUUUUUUCUGUCUCAUCUUAAGCUGCACACGAAAUCUGCAAAGAAAAAAACGCCUCCUCACAUAAUUUCAGUGUUUCCUGAGCUAUAAGCCACAGUCUGCAGUGUGCGUGUGUGUGCAAGUGUGUGUGUGGAAAAACUCUCGUAAACGGUGUGUAUCUGGGUCACUUCCUGAGUUCACCCAAAAUUUUCCAAGGAACAGAGACUUUCAGAGAUCGAGGUUUCUGAUGUAAUGUCUGAGUGUGUGUAAGGGAUCAGAACAUGGUAGAGUAUUACAACAUGUGUAACAGUUAUACUCUGUGUUAUCCAUUAAUCACUGCUAGUUCACUUAUAUGUGUGUGUGUCUAUGUGUGUGUGUGUGUGUGUACUCUAACAGCUGGUGUUCGAGGCGGCCUUUAACAGUGCCAGAGGAGGAUAUGUGGCCAUAGAUGACAUCACAUUUUCACCUGAUUUCUGUCACACCGACACAGGUGAGAUGAAACCGGACACACAUUUACAGUCGCUAAAUGUGCCACACAAAUCAGAAAGAGAGGGCGGUCAGGGGGAGAGAAGGGGGAGCAAAUUAAGGUGACAAAAACAAUAGAGAGAAACAGAAAAAAUGUGGGGAAAAAACCCAACAGGAUGAGGCAUGAGCCUGAUGUGAAGUCUAAACAUAACCCUGCUUAACUGUGGUACAUCACAAUAUGAACAUUUGUAUUCACCAUUAAGACUUGACAGUUUCUGAUGGCUUUUUCUUCUCAGUCCUGUAAUGCCAUCCCAUCAAAGCCCAUAUCGUGUUGUUGUUUUGUGGUUGCUUAGCGUCAGGUUUCUCUAAUUUGACUCACCCUUUAGUGUUACACAAUUUAUUUUUUUUUAACUUUUUGGCCUUUUUUUUUUAGAGAGGAAGGACUUUAGUUAAAGCAGGGAACAGGGAGUGGGAGUGACAUGGAAGGAAGGGACUGCAGGUUCCACAUAGGGUGGGCUUGGACUACUAGACCAGCGGUACCUCUUGUGUAUUUUGACAGGGGCUGAAGGCCAGGUAGAAGCCUCUGCAGGAGGUAACCCAGAAUCCUGAAGAGGUUUAGAGACUCAGAGUUGAGUCUCCCAAUCAUCUCUAAGUCGCCUUCAACUUGUCCAAAAUGCUGCUGCCCGUCUUUUAACCAACACUAACAGACGUGAGGACAUCACUCCUGUCCUUAGCUCUCUUCCCGUCUCUUUUAGGAUUGAUUUUAAACUUUUAAUGUUUGUUUUUAAAGCUCUUAACGGCUUUACCCCCAUCUAUUUAACUGAGCUUAUAACCGUUCGGGAGCCGGGUAGAGCUCUGAGGUCGUCAAAUCAACUUCUGCUGGAGGUGCCCAGGUCAAAAAACAAGCACUGGGGUGACUGAGCCUUUUCAGUUGCUGGUCCCAGUCUCCCCACUGUAAUAAGCUCCACACUGAAAUGAGACUUAUUUCUGACCUUGGCCUUUUCAAAUCCUGAUUGAAAACAUACUUAUUUAUGCUGGCUUUUAAUACCCAGUAGCAUAAUGACACUUUAUUUUAUUGAAUUGUAUUUGAUUCUUUUUCUAUUGCUUUUUAUUGUUUUUAUGUAUUCAUUUUUAUUUUCUAUGCAUUGUGAAGCACUUUGGUUCAUCGGAAGGGUUGUUGUAAAGGGCUGUAUAAAUAAAGAACAUUUACAUUUACAUUAAAUUUUUUAAAAUCACCCUCUGUCUUCAUAUUUAAACUGUUUAACACCUGCUUUUGUUCAACACACCAGUUCACGUCUUACCUGUUGAAUCCUCUCUGACCUCUUCUUGACCCUGUGCGUAUGUGUGUGUGUUUCAGAGCCCACCUUUGACCCCUCAAUAGCAAACUGUGACUUUGACAGAGGAAUGUGUCUGUACCAUCAGGAGAGAGAGGACAGCACAGGGUGGAGACGGGUCACAGUGAAAGCCAACUUGUACAGGAUAGGUGACCACACACUAGGAACAGGUAACACACACAAAAUAUUGAAACAUUUCAGUCAAACAAGAACAUUAAUGUGCAUGCAAUAAGCUGGAUUUGGCAGUAUGCCUCUUCUCUCUCUGUCCUAUGCCUCAGUCUAACACACAGUGUGUAACAGUGUUGCAACGAUGGUUUCCUCCAUCUCCUUCAUCACAGGGAGUUUCCUCCUGGCGAACGCUCCCUCCUCCUCAAGACCCGGGUACGUUGGGCGUCUCCAUGGCCCCUUAUUGCCAGGUAACCACAGGUACUGUGUGAGGUUCUUCUACCUGCUGCACGGCUCCAAGAGCAUCGACAACGCUCUGCUCCUCUAUAUCUAUGACGAAAACAAUGUGGCCCAAGAGAAGGUGUGGACACUGGGUGAUUCCUCCAGAGGCGUGUGGACUCAGAUGGAGAUCACCUACAUGAAGCCCAUGACUACUAAGGUGAGGAGGUGACUUUAUAUGAUAUUCAUAAAUGAACAUUGUACAGAGUGGUGUGUGUUUAUCAGUGUGUCUUUGUGUCAGUUGGUGUUUGUCAGCAUCUGCAAGAACUUCUGGGAGUGCGGUCUGAUUGCCAUCGACGAUAUCACAGUUAGCCUCGGAGACUGCCGUGCACACACAGGUAAAUUUUGUUCCAUCAGACUGAUAUUUACAGAUAUCAGGGACGUAAGAAACCCUCUUCUAAUUUUCAACAGAUGAAUGACUGUUUUUCUCACAAGUCAAAAGCAAAGUUACAUCAAAAUUUAAAAUAUCCCUAAAAAGAAAAAAAAAAAACCUUAAAUAUCUGAACCUUGCUUCAAGCAGAUCCCCUCCCUACUGAGUGUGACUUUGAGGGUGGAGUGUGCGGAUUUAUCCAGGACAAGACUGAGGACAAAGCUGAUUGGCUGAGAGUUCGAGGGCACACCCCUACCUCUUACACUGGCCCCAGAGGAGACCACACCACAGGGGUGGGUGAGUUCAUCCAUUUAAUUAUUUUUUCAGUGUUGUAUUAAUAAAAAAAGCGUUACACGCUCGACAGUCUGUAAGUCUAACUCUGUGUUCCUUCUCUAGGUCAUUUCCUGUACAUUGAGGCGUCUCUCAUGCGUCCAGGUCACAAAGCUCGCCUCCUGACCUCUGACCUGCGGGGCUCAUCUUCGACUCAGUGUCUAGUCUUCUUCUUCCACAUGUACGGCUCAGGAACAGGCAUACUGAGCGUGCUCCUGCGUGACGGGGAAACAGACAGGCUUCUAUGGAGGCGCCGCGGAGAGCAGAGCGUCAGCUGGAUGAAAGCGAUGGUGGACUACACCUGCAUGAACAAACACCAGGUACAAACACAAACACUGAUACCUACUCUAUUCUGUACCUCAGGAGUCUUUUUUUACUGCUCUCCUUGCCUUGGAUUUUCAUUUGUGCACUUAAAAGAGAGGGAAGGUCUUCUUCACUGGCCUUGGACUUCCACACACACACAUGGAAGGGCAGGGAGCUCUCAGAGUAGAGCAAGACAACCACAUGUAAAUUAUUGCAUGUAAAUAAUAAUUCUCUUUGGUUAAAGUGGUACUUACUGAAAGUGGUUCUGGUUUGAAACUUGAUUCUGUUAAAUCUAAAAGAGGAAAGCUGGAUUUUCUAUUUUAGAGAAGGGUAAUUCUGGGAAAUGAAGUAACCUCAGUUCUGACUAAGUUACUGUGGUAACUGAAUCUGUAAACAUGACCUGGUUUGGAGCAGGUUUUACUCAGUGAACCCUGAGUUUCCCUCGGUCUCCCUUUUAUGUCUGCAUUUAUUCAUUAAGGCCAUAACAUGAUUACGCUAUAAGCGAUUCAAUUUUGUGUAUAAAAACAAAACAAAACUAGUCUUUCAGGUAAACUAGUCUAUAUAAAACUCUUUCUUCUCUUUGAAGGGGGAGUAAGGACUGGAUUUUUAGAUCUGGAUGUUUUAUCAUCUCUUGGUAUCUACCUGUUUGCCAUGCUAACAUGCUAACUUAAAUGUUAAAUUGAUUAGGUUAAAACAAUGAACUGAACAGGAUAAAGGUGAGAGGAAAUCUGUGUCUGUGUGAAACCUGCAUUAUGUUUACACAGGUACAUGGUAUUUAGUUUUAAACCACACUUGUGGAUGCAGGGACAUACAGUGUUCAUGGAUUAUGGUUUUGAAGGUGCUGCCUAACGGCCAGAGGAUAAUGGCCAUAAAGCACCGACACUUUGUUUUGUCCUUUAUGUACAGAGAUUUAAAUAAUUUUGUGUACUGUAAAUGUUUAAGACCCUGAAUUCUUCUCAGUGUUACACUGAGACACAUUAUUCUGAAAUAUUUGAACCAUUUUCACGUAGUCUCUCACAGAGCAGUGGACUUCUUCCAAUCUUUGCUUCAGAGGGACUCGACUUCUCUGUAAUGUUCUUUUUAUACCCAGUCAGGUUACUAACCUUUUUCAAAAUAACAUCAUUAGUUAGGAGUGGUUCCUCUAUGUGUGUUUUCUUAGCAUUACACAAUGAUUAGUAAACCUUUAUCUCUGUUUUAUUAGUAUUUUAAAAAAUUAGGUUGCGUUUUAAAUUGAGCAAUCCAUGUUUUGUUCUUGUUCAGAUUAUAUUUGAAGCCAUCAGAGGGCCAACACUUCGCAGCGACAUCGCUUUAGACGAUAUCAGCUUUAAGAGAGGACCAUGUACAGGUGAGAACACCAUCUAUCACCUGUCACUUUAAUAUGCCUAUACAAACAGGUUGAUAAAAACAAUUUUAAGACUGGGAUGUUUGUAUUUUAUUAUCUUAUUAAACGUACUUUUAUCAUCUGUGUUGUUGUUUUCUCUGCAGAUCUCACAGAUGUCACUCCCUUCUCUGGAUCCUCUGAAUAUUUUAAUGAGAUUGAAAAAUGAACCUGUUCAGAAAAAAAUGAGAUACAAUUAGAAGAAACAAGACAAUUUACAUGUUCGUAGAGCGACCUGAGUGCUUGCUGCUGUCUUCAUUCUUCAGUUUUCCUGACAUCAGUGUGAGAGACUGGAACUGAUCAAUAACCCUGAUUUCCACUUUGUGUGACAGAAUCAUAUAUUUACAUCUCCUGGUUAAUAACUCAGACACGACCAGUGUUCAAAACCACACCAGAGAGAUUUACUGACGUUCAACAGAUUCAAGGUAAUAAUUUCAGACAGACUGUGCCAGUCAGAGAUAUGAGGACAAAUGAAGUUAUUGUGAAAACAAAGUGGUAAAUAAUAAUAUAAUGUGACUACCUGAGGGAAACAAACAGCAUUUCCAUUAUCCUCAUCACCUCCCCUGUCUGCAUCACCUCAUCUGGACACUGACAGACUCUGUUCAUAAUGAGUUUACAUUGUUUACAAAAUAAAUUUGGAAAAAAACA
Xyrichtys novacula (pearly razorfish) is the source of this 25659-nucleotide messenger RNA. The record is from the annotation of a GenBank genome assembly. Lineage: Eukaryota; Metazoa; Chordata; Actinopteri; Labriformes; Labridae.